AUGGCAUUUUCAACAGGAGCUCAGCCCCCGCAACAGCAAUUUUUUAGCAGCACUGUGGGAUUUAUGGCUCGACGCAAUAGGUCCAAGCGUUUCAGGCCUUACUUUUCAGAAAGAGAAGCACAAGAAGAGAAAGACCACCAACAGCUGGCUGCUUAUUCACUAAUGAUGAUCUCUCAUGCUCAUGGAAUGACCUCUCCUCUACCCAUAUUAAGCUUUCUUAGCAAGAGGAAAUCCCAAAGGCUUUUGGAGGGUUUUAAUUUUGAGGCAGAUUCCCCAAAAAUGCUGAGGCUGAAGGAGGAGAGUGAGAAGAGAUACAAUUGCAAGGGAUGCAGAAAGAAGAAAUUCAUGUCUUUACAAGCUCUGGGUGGCCAAAGGGAAAGCUUAUAUAACAUGUCAAAGAAAUUUUAUGACAACAAAAACGUUGCCUCUUCUUCUGCAAAGGAAAAGCUUCAUAUAUGCCCGAUUUGUGACAGGGGUUUUAGGAGCGGGAGAUCCCUGGGUGGGCACAAGAGGGCUCACAGAAGAUAUAUCUAUAUAGAUGCAAUGUCACCACCUCAAGCACUUUUCUAA
Cryptomeria japonica (Japanese cedar) is the source of this 570-nucleotide messenger RNA. RefSeq names its product zinc finger protein ZAT9-like. The record is from RefSeq and is a predicted model, not a curated record. Bases 1 to 570 code for a protein of 189 amino acids. Lineage: Eukaryota; Viridiplantae; Streptophyta; Pinopsida; Cupressales; Cupressaceae. The transcript has a single exon.